This is a messenger RNA of Wasmannia auropunctata (little fire ant), 274 nucleotides long. RefSeq names its product neprilysin-1-like. The record is from RefSeq and is a predicted model, not a curated record. Gene Ontology annotation, molecular function: metalloendopeptidase activity. The transcript is spliced from 2 exons. Gene Ontology annotation, biological process: proteolysis. NCBI's taxonomy places the organism in Eukaryota, Metazoa, Arthropoda, Insecta, Hymenoptera, Formicidae. Bases 35 to 274 code for a protein of 79 amino acids.
UUUUAAAGAGGACGCGAAAAAAGCCGUAAUCGAAAUGGUCAAUGAUAUUAAACAGGAAUUUACAAAGAUUUUGAAGAAGGUGGAUUGGAUGGAUGAAAACACCAGAAAAAACGCUUUAGAAAAAGCAGCCAUCAUAACUUUACAUAUUGCGUAUCCAAUUGAACUAUUGGACGACAGAAAGCUCGAGAAUUUUUAUAAAGGACUUGAAUUCAGUAUUGAUAAUUAUUUCGAAAACAUUUAUAACUUGUCUAUCUUUGGAAGAAAUUUUUAUUAG